Molecule: messenger RNA, 166 nt
Organism: Cetraspora pellucida
Lineage: Eukaryota; Fungi; Glomeromycota; Glomeromycetes; Diversisporales; Gigasporaceae
Source: the annotation of a GenBank genome assembly
GUAUCCAAAUCAAAAAUUUGGUGUUUUGGCUAAUAUUAGUUCUUCUAAGAUUCCUUCAAAGUUUGAAUAUCAACAAGUUAGAUAUAUGAUAGAUUUUUUGUAUUGUGUAAAGUGUGAGAUUUUAUUAAACAAAUUUGAAAAAUUAAGAAAGAAAUACAAAGAAUAA